UGUGAAUAGCAUUUGUGGAGCGCUUGCUUCAUGUAGCUGCUUCACCUCUUUGCUUGGGUCAAAGGGGAGGUAAACAUAUAGAUUUAGCCACAUUUGAUGACUAAGAAAAGGACGUACUGUAGUUUAGGUUCGUAUUCUUGCUUUUAUAAGUGGCAGAUAUUUCGUUGCGUGGAUUAGCAGUUAGCCAAAGCUGUGUAUUAUUAUUCUUCUUCUCAGCAGAGGAGCUGAGUUAACAGCUACAUCGCCUGGACUGACUGCGCAGCGAAAAUUCAAGGAGUUGUCAGAGCCGUCCUGACCCUGUGUUGCCAUGGCGAUGCGGGAGCUGGUAGAGGCGGAAUGUGGGGGAGCCAAUCCCCUCAUGAAAUUGACCAGUCACAUGACUCAAGAAGGCGGGGCUUGGAGACAUAGGUCAACGCCCACUAUCCCCCCAACGCCAAUUGAAAUAGCCACCGAGGAAGAGCUGGUGAAUGAGUUUCUACAGGCGCCCCCACGCCCUCCUCACAGUUUCGACAUGGGGCAGCUUUUGGAAGAAAUGCAGCAAAUUGACCAGCAGACCUACAGACAGGCCCCACAAAGAGCUCCAGACGUAGCCGCAUUGGCACUAUCGGGUGACUGGGCAGCAGAGUUCCUGUCUGGCGCUGACUCUGCAGUUUCUCCAGCCCAGGCAGGUUUUGAUGCAGCAGACGCUGACUGGACCAGAGAAUUCAUUAACGAAGUGGCAGACCCUGGGCGAUGGGCCGAAGAGUAUCUGGAGCAGUCGGAGGAGAAGCUGUGGUUGGGAGAUCUGGGAGAGAAGGAGCAAGAGAGAGAAUGGACAAAAGAGUACCAACCAGGGGAGGAGCUGAAGCAAACAGCAAAUGAACUUCUAGCAAAGGUUGAUGACCCCAAGCUGCAAAACACAGAGUUCCUGCGGUUUGUUAGGCAGAUUGGCGAGGGCAGUGUGACUGUGGAGGACAGAGCAGGAAAGCAGCUCGCUGAUAAAGCACAGGCCAGGGAGGCACAGAACUGGGCAUCCAGCUUCACGAAGUUCCUGAAGGAAUCAGGGGGAGGGAUUGUACAAGUGGAAACUCGAGAGUGCAGAGAGAAGAAUGACCAAGCUAAAGCUAAACAGGCAGAACAGUGGGCUAAUCUCGUCAGUCAGGUGUCAGAAGAGUCUGCUGAGUCCUGGGUAGAUGAGUUCACCACGUCGGGCCCUGAUUUUCAGCAGGCUAAAGCUGCCGUAGAGAGUGAUAUCGAUUUCUGGGAGAAGCUGCAGGAGGAGUGGGAGGAGAUGGCUAAGAGAGACGCUGAGGCUCAUCCCUGGCUGUCUGACUUUGACCAGCUGCUUAGCAGCUCAUAUGACAAGGGCUAUCAGUUUGAGGAAGAGAAUCCGUACUUGUCCCAUGAGGACCCGCUGGCGGAGGGAGUAAAGAGGAUGGAAGCUGGGGACAUCCCAGGAGCCGUGCGCCUCUUUGAGAGUGCAGUGCAGAGAGAACCAGACAACCAGCUGGCCUGGCAGUAUCUGGGAACAUGCCAAGCAGAGAAUGAGCAAGAGUUUGCAGCCAUCAGUGCCCUCCGCAGGUGUAUUGAGCUGAAGAAAGACAAUUUGACAGCUCUCAUGGCUCUAGCGGUCAGCUUCACCAAUGAAUCACUGCACCGGCAGGCCUGUGAGACGCUUCGUGAUUGGCUGAGACACAAUCCAAAGUACCGGCAUAUUCUCGAGCAGAGGGACAGGGAAAAGGAGAGGGAAGGAGUACGGGAGAGAGAGAAGGAGAGAGAGAGAUUUGGAUCACUGCUGCCAGAGGCUCUGUUCAAUGAGGUGCAGUCGUUAUUUCUGAGUGCGGCGGCUGCUGAUCCCACGCGGGUCGACCCUCAGCUGCAGUGUGGUCUCGGAGUUCUCUUCAACUUGAGUGGAGAGUAUGACAAGGCUGUGGACUGUUUUACUGCUGCCUUGUCUGUUACUCCACAGGAUUAUUUGUUGUGGAAUAAGUUAGGAGCUACUCUAGCUAACGGAAAUCGCUCUGAGGAAGCUGUUGCUGCCUACAGAAGGGCGCUUGAGCUGCAGCCUGGGUUUGUGCGCAGCCGUUACAAUCUGGGCAUUAGCUGUGUUAAUCUGGGAGCUCACAGGGAAGCGGUGGAGCAUUUCCUGGAGGCGCUCUCACUUCAGAGGCAAGCUGCUGGUGACAUGGAAGGAGGUGCAGGUCGGGCACCAGGCUCCGCCACCACCGUAAUGUCAGACAACAUCUGGUCCACCCUGCGCAUGGCACUGAGCAUGAUGGGAGAGAGUUCGUUGUACGCCUCCGCCGACCGGCGAGAUCUGGACACACUGCUGGCGCACUUCUGCCAGAGGGACGGAGAGACAGACUGAAGGAGGGAGAGGGGAAAGGAGUGGAGGGAGGUAGCAUGCGAGUGUGGGGAGAGGUGUUUUGGAAGUACAGAAGAGUAGUUUAAGGAAGAUCUAGAGUCGUUAGAGAUGGAUGACAAGAACAAAGAGGAGGGAAAGAAUCAGACGAGUGUGAAACACUCAACACAUGCACUACAUGCUCUGAAUGGACAGAUAGACUAGUGAUAAUUGGUGGCUGUUCUUGAGAAAUGGGUGUAACAUUGAAAAUGCUACAUCGUUACAUUACGUUAUUCAGAGCUCCACAGAAAUGAAUUCAAGGUUCUUGUGCACAGAGUCCAUUGUGUUUCUUCUCAUGUUGUUAAUCAUUGAUAUGGUAUGUCUUGGCUACUACUUGAGGACAGUAUAUUUCACUAAAAAGAGGUUUGCCUCUAUUUCGAGUACUGAUCAUGUGUAUGACUUUGGGAGGAACAAAGACUAAAAAGACUGGUUUGUGUGGGAUCUUUUAGGAAGCACUAAUAACCAUGAUUUGUAAGUCACAGUGUUGAGAUGGUAGUUAUUCUCAGCAAGAAAAUAAUGAAAAAAAGGUUGAGAAACAUGAGGAUGCAUGCGUGCCCUUUCUCCUUCACUCCUUAUCUAAUUUGAUAAAUAAUCCUGCUGUAAAUUAAUUAGCUUAAUUGUAAAUGCUGCCAUCUUGUGUACCAUAAUUGUAUUAUUAUUAUGAUGCCAGUUUUGAAUAUAGCCAACCGACUGUACGAUUAUAUAUGUAGCCCAAGCAAUAAAACUUUGAAAUAA
This is a messenger RNA of Pangasianodon hypophthalmus (striped catfish), 3115 nucleotides long. It is a transcript of the gene pex5, whose product is annotated as peroxisomal biogenesis factor 5. Gene Ontology annotation, cellular component: peroxisomal membrane; cytosol. The coding region runs from base 308 to 2347 and encodes 679 amino acids. The transcript is spliced from 17 exons. Gene Ontology annotation, biological process: protein import into peroxisome matrix, docking. NCBI's taxonomy places the organism in Eukaryota, Metazoa, Chordata, Actinopteri, Siluriformes, Pangasiidae. Gene Ontology annotation, molecular function: protein binding. The record is from RefSeq and is a predicted model, not a curated record.